Messenger RNA from Chanos chanos (milkfish), 1306 nucleotides. RefSeq names its product coenzyme Q-binding protein COQ10 homolog, mitochondrial. The transcript is spliced from 5 exons. The record is from RefSeq and is a predicted model, not a curated record. Gene Ontology annotation, biological process: cellular respiration. Lineage: Eukaryota; Metazoa; Chordata; Actinopteri; Gonorynchiformes; Chanidae. Gene Ontology annotation, molecular function: ubiquinone binding. Gene Ontology annotation, cellular component: mitochondrion. Bases 96 to 809 code for a protein of 237 amino acids.
AAACCGGCACAGGUAGAGACGGACUCAAAGUUGCUGUCGCUGUCUUAAAAUUUUAUCCCAUACCAUUGGAGCUUUGAAAGAACUAGAGGAUAGAUAUGGCAAACAAAGCUACCCCGCUUCUUCGGGCACUCGUUGAAAUAUCGGAGCUACAGUCUUUUAACGUUUUAAGAAGAAGUUCAAAUAAAGCCAGUAUCAGACAUCUGAGUUCAUGUGGUGUCCUAGCAACACGACCUGUCAGCUUGCCUCCCACCCCUGUGACCUCGCAGGUCAUUCUGAGUCGUAGCUUCAUCAACUUGGCUGCCCCGCUUGUGGCACGCAGGAUGGAGUACUCAGAGAGCCGAACUCUGGGGUACUCCCCGGAACAGAUGUACAGUGUGGUUGCUAAUGUGGACCAGUACCAGCAGUUUGUACCUUGGUGCAAAAAGUCAAAAGUCAUGAAGGGAAAGAACGGCGGGGUUGUUCGGGCCCAGCUGGAGAUCGGGUUUCCGCCCAUAGUCGAACGUUAUGUCUCUGAAGUCACGGUCGUUCCCAACCAUCAAGUCAGGGCGGUGUGUACAGAUGGGUCACUCUUCAAUCAUCUGGAGACGAUAUGGAGGUUCUCGCCCUGUUCUCCAGACCAAGGGGACUCCUGCAAUGUGGAAUUCUUUGUGUCGUUUGAAUUCAAGUCACUGCUCCAUUCCCAGCUGGCGACGAUGUUUUUUGACGAGGUUGUGAAGCAGAUGGUUAACGCUUUCGAGAUGCGGGCGGCCAAAAUGUACGGAGCUCACGCGUUUUCGGAGGAGGCCCAGGUCAAGAGGAGAGCUGUCUGAGGCCAUCAUACACCCCGCCCCGCCCCGCCCCGCCCCUCCCCUCCCCCCAACACAUGAAAUCUGAUAACGUCGGAUUACAUAUUUCAAAGCACAUACACCCAUCGCUGGUGCAAAGAAGGCUGGUUCUUCUCUUUCAGCGUCUCUGUCAGAUUUGAACUGCUGCUAAUUACACACACACACACAAGCAAAUACAUACACAUAUUUUAUUUACACAAAAACCUUAUUUAUUGAAAUCAUAAGAGACCUAAUUUAUUUUACUUGAAUGUAAAUAUUAUUUUAUUUUUCGUGGGGACGGUGAGAGAAAAAAGAGUCGUAAUGACUGUUAAAAUGUGCGAUGUCUGUGUAGAUGGAUUUUUGUUGUCUUACAUAUUUUGUGACCAAGUGACUGAACUUUUCCACUAUCUUAACCUUAAAGGAAAGAUUUACCCAAGUUAACCUUACGUUUUAUCUAUAUAUCUAUAAAAGAAUUCUAUGGAAUUGUUCAGAGUUUGUGUAUG